Messenger RNA from Salvia splendens (bonfire salvia), 1119 nucleotides. RefSeq lists its product as uncharacterized. Gene Ontology annotation, biological process: iron-sulfur cluster assembly. Gene Ontology annotation, cellular component: mitochondrion; chloroplast stroma. The record is from RefSeq and is a predicted model, not a curated record. The transcript is spliced from 5 exons. NCBI's taxonomy places the organism in Eukaryota, Viridiplantae, Streptophyta, Magnoliopsida, Lamiales, Lamiaceae. Gene Ontology annotation, molecular function: iron ion binding; iron-sulfur cluster binding. The coding region runs from base 1 to 1023 and encodes 340 amino acids.
AUGUCCAAAAGGAGAAAAACUCAUGAUAGUUCAAGCUCUCCGGCUUCAAGCUCUCUACCUUCAAGCUCUCCGGCUUCAAGUACUCCACUUUCAAGCUCUCCACCUUCAAGCUCUCCGGCUUCAAAUUCAAUUGGUAUUGUAUCUCCUUCAGAUGCUAGUGUGCCAUUACAUGAGGAAGAAUUUAUUUAUGAUAUCGAAAAACUUUAUCAUGAUCCUAUUAGAAGAACCGAUAUAAUGAAAUAUCCUCCAAAUGAGCGAGAUACAAUUAGGAGGGCGUGUAUUCUUAGAAAACCUUGUCAGCCAAGAACUUUUUCUUUUCCUCAAAAAGAAGUUGGAGGUUCGCGUUGUCGGUUUAUGGUUUCAUGUCGGGGAGGUCGUGGGAACCGCCGCUGCUGCCGCCGGCGUAAUCACCGGUCUCGAGCUUCUUCGGCGCUCGGGUUUCGGUUUCGGUUUCCAGUAGACUCGAUCAGGCGCUGCCAUCCUCAUCACAUCUGCUGCGGCGUAGCUCGCGCUCAAAUCCUCGGCCAGGCUGUUGCCACUCCUGAUUCAGCUGUGGAAUUGCCGCUUACAGCAGAAAAUGUCGAGGGUGUGUUGGAUGAGAUCCGACCCUAUCUUAUUGCGGAUGGGGGCAAUGUUGCAUUGCAUGAAAUUGAUGGAAAUGUCGUCAAAUUAAAAUUACAAGGAGCAUGUGGAUCGUGUCCUAGUUCCGUAGUGACAAUGAAAAUGGGCAUUGAGCGGCGUCUUAUGGAAAAGAUCCCUGAAGUGAUUGCAGUGGAAUCAAUACCAGAUGAAGAAACAGGGCUAGAGCUGAAUGAAGAGAACAUAGAGAAGGUGCUUGAAGAAAUAAGACCUUAUCUCACUGGAGCUGCUGGUGGGGAUUUGGAACAAGUAGAAAUUGAGGAGCCAAUAGUUAAAGUGCGAAUAUCAGGUCCUGCAGCUGCUGUAAUGACUGUUCGAGUUGCUGUGACCCGUAAACUUAGAGAAAAGAUUCCAUCCAUUGCAGCGGUUCCGCUUCUUUCAUAGAUGCAUCUCAAAUAUCAAUCAUCUCAAAUAUCGAUCGCUGAUUAUGUGGAUAAAAUAUAUUCUACUAUAAAUAUUUAAGCUAUAAUAAUCAUUACU